UAUAGUAUUAGUUGUUUAGUGCUUGUGGCUCUGGAUAGUAGAAACAAUUGGUUAAAGCUUUUUUUUUCGUUGAAUAAAUUUAGAUUUCCCGCGUUAAAAAUAUUAUUUUAUGAUAGAUACCUACUUGAAGUAGAACAACUGAAAAUCUCCAUACUCCCAUUUUAAAUCCCUGGAAAUACUUUGAAACACACAGAAAAAUGGCUGCAUCACUUCUUAUAGCUUGUGGCCUCAACGAAAGCAAACUCCCACCCUACAUACACAUUAGCGAAGAAUCCAACAUGGAUGGAGGAUUCCUCAUCACCUCCAUACUCGGUCAACGUCUGCGAACACCCCAAGUGACCACAGUCCUCGUCGGUCUGCAACAUGGCUACCAGCAUUAUCUAAAUGCCGGCAUGCGACUUGGCUACAACUUGGCUCUAUUCAUGAAUAAAAAGUUCUUUAUUAUCGACGCCCUCAAAUCCAUCCAAGUUAAACAAUGGAAAUCCAUGUGGCUAACCGAAGGCGAUUCAAUGUCCAACACACUACUCGAGUUUAUACGCGAGAAAAUAUCAUCCCCAAACGAUGAUGCUGGCACCACUUCCGUCACAUACAUCAUUGACAAUCUAUCGAUUCUUCUAAAUUUCGGUUUCACCCCUGAGGGUCUGUUGCGACUGUGUCAAGAUUUACAGGCCAUGGCAUUGGAGCAUCCUGGUCUAACGAUUGUCACCAAAUUGAGUACCAGCGAUGUGCAUCCAGUGUUGGACAAUAAUAUUGCCAAACUUGCAGAUGUCCAUUUGCGAAUAAAACAACUCAAGAGUGGAGCAUUCCGUGAAGUCGAUGGAAAGUUGUGUGUGGUCCGAGAGACCACAGAAGGGUGCUAUGAAUUGAUGGAACAGCAAAAGGAAAUUUUGUACAAAGUCAAUGAGAGAAAUGUUAAGAUAUUUAGUCCUGGCGAAGUUGGUGUGAAAGUUUGAUCAAACAAAUGAUGAUGAUAAUAAAAAUUUAUAUUUUUGCCAUAA
Messenger RNA from Episyrphus balteatus (marmalade hoverfly), 998 nucleotides. RefSeq lists its product as uncharacterized. The record is from RefSeq and is a predicted model, not a curated record. The coding region runs from base 198 to 953 and encodes 251 amino acids. The transcript is spliced from 2 exons. Gene Ontology annotation, biological process: tRNA wobble uridine modification. Gene Ontology annotation, cellular component: elongator holoenzyme complex. NCBI's taxonomy places the organism in Eukaryota, Metazoa, Arthropoda, Insecta, Diptera, Syrphidae.